Microthlaspi erraticum is the source of this 891-nucleotide messenger RNA. NCBI's taxonomy places the organism in Eukaryota, Viridiplantae, Streptophyta, Magnoliopsida, Brassicales, Brassicaceae. The record is from the annotation of a GenBank genome assembly.
AUGGUGAAAUUCGAGUCAUUGUUUGAACAAACUAGUUUGCGUGAAGGUAACACUCGAGUAAACCGAUUCCGGUAUGAGUUAAACCGACAGAAAUUCAGUUGGUUUGGUCUGUAUGUUUUGGGUUAUUCAUUUGUUCCCAACUUCCUCCUAAAGCUCCCUCGUAGGAUUCAGCUCGAAAUGACGACGAUGGUGAUGCGGAGAUGGAGUGGUAAAGCUUUGAAAUUUGGUCAGCCCCGUCUCUCUGAGACAGGUAUUUUGAGAAAUGCGUCAUUCCAUUGCCCAUACAAGUUGUUGAAUUUCUGGGAAAGAGACUUUUCUGGUCUCAGUAGCAGCGAUAGGAAUCUCUCUUACGGAGAGAGAUUGAGGAGUGGGCUUGUCGAUAUUAGGGCGGAUGAUGCUGUGAAUCUCUUCCAAUCCAUGCUUCGGUCUCGUCCCCUCCCUCUGUCAGAUUUCAACAGAUUGUUUAGUGGCAUUGCCAAAACAAAACGAUGGAAGAAGAAAGAUCAAGCUCAUGCAGCCAAAUACAAUAUUAUCAUCGAUGGUCUUUGCAAAGAUGGGAAGCUCGACGAUGCAAUCAAUCUUUUCAAUGAAAUGGAAAUGAAAGGGAUCAAAGCAAUGUUAUCACCUACAGCACUCUCAUCGGAGGCCUUUGUAAAGACGCCUUCCUCUAAAGGAGUGAAGCCCAAUGUUAAGACAUACACCGUGAUGAUUGCAGGAUUAUGUAAGAAAGGCUCACUGUCCGAAGCUGACCUGUUGUUUAGAAAGAUGGGAGAGGAUGGGAUUGCACCAAAUAGUGGUACAUACAACACACUAAUCCGAGCACAUCUCGGGGGUAGUGGCCUAACCACUUCAGUUGAACUCAUCGAAGAAAUGCAGAUGCUUCCACUAUGA